Molecule: messenger RNA, 944 nt
Organism: Aspergillus ibericus CBS 121593
Lineage: Eukaryota; Fungi; Ascomycota; Eurotiomycetes; Eurotiales; Aspergillaceae
Exons: 1
Coding region: 248-829 (193 amino acids)
Biological process (GO): mycotoxin biosynthetic process
Source: RefSeq, a predicted model, not a curated record
AGGCAUAGCAGGUCAUGUGAAUUCUACCCUACUGUGUGUAUAGUGUGUACAAGCAUCAAGACAUCAAGUAUAGCAGCAACUCUAAUUAUCCAUACAAAGGAAUAACCUCAUCUCCCGGGCCUCAACCAUGGAUCACAAUAUGAUUAUACCCCCAAUCGGGCAACAAUAAAGAAAACCAGCCCAAUAAAAGAACCCACCUCAGCAAUUUCCAUCCAAACCAGCAGCAAAAAUCCAGCAAUGUCAUGAAAUGUCCAAGUCGCAACACACCACCCCCUGCCUCAUCUCCCUAACCCUCACCACUCUCUUCCUCAUCACCAUCGUCAUUCUCCUCCGCACACCCCCGGAUAUCCUCCCCCACAUCCUUCCCCCCAUCUGUCCCUCCCAGACCCAUACCCCGGAUUCAGCCCAACAAACCCACGGCCGAAUCUUCACCGAACGCCCCGACCUCGAACGCAUCACCAACGACGACUCCGACGCCAAAUCAUGGGAAUCCAUCCUCCUCCCACCCAGUGGCGGAGGCAUCCGCUCACACACCAUCCCCGACAGCAUCAACCCCAAUGAUGUUCCAGACGGAAAGGUCCUCGGCUGGGGCAUCUCCAUGUUCCAUCAACUACACUGCCUGAUCGCGCUCCGGGCGCUGAUAUUCCCCGAAACGACGGAGAAUAAAAUCAAUUCAACGAGUGGGGCGCAUACGGACGAUAUGGUCCAUGAUCGGGGUCAUUGGGCGCAUUGCUUUGAUUAUAUUGCUCAGGUGGGUGGCUUUGAUACCUUGGGUUGUGGGAGUGAGACUGAUUAUAUCAUGGUAGGGGAUUAUUUGUGCUGCGGAUGAUACCAUCGAACGGCCUCGGAAAGCGCUCGAUCGACAUGGUCGGACGAUCUUUGAUAUUGAUGGGGUGGGCGCGACGCAUCAGUGUCGGGAUGCGAGAGUGUUGUGGGAGACGUCG